AUGGCCCUGCUCAAGACAAACAAGGUGAUCUACUGCCUGGGAAAUGUUUCCCCAGCCCUGGGAGUUCUGGCCACCCGCAACAGCUCAUGGUGGAGUGGAGUUCAGAUGGGCCCCCCUGAUCCCAUCCUGGGGGUGACCGAGGCCUUCAAGAGGGAUACCAACCCCAAGAAGAUGAACCUGGGAGUGGGAGCCUACAGGGAUGACCAGGGAAAGCCCUUUGUGCUCAGCUGUGUUCGCAAGGCAGAGGCUUUGAUUGCAGCCAAACAGCUGGAUAAGGAGUACCUUGCCAUUGGUGGGCUGGGGGAAUUUACCAAGGCUUGUGCACAGCUUGCUCUUGGUGCUGACAACGAGGUGUUGAAGAGUGGCAGGAGCAUCACUGUCCAGACCAUCUCAGGAACUGGAUCCCUGCGCAUUGGAGGCAACUAUCUGGCCCGUUUCCACGCAGGGCCACACGACAUUUACCUGCCCAAACCCUCUUGGGGAAACCACACACCCAUCUACAGAGAUGCUGGAUUGCAGCUCAAAGCUUACAGAUACUACGACCCAUCCACCUGCGGCUUUGACUUCAAAGGAGCUCUCGAGGACAUCUCCAAAAUCCCAGAAAAGAGCAUUAUUGUGCUACAUGCAUGCGCCCACAACCCCACCGGUGUGGACCCCAAGCCCGAGCAGUGGAAGGAGAUCUCAGAGGUGGUGAAGAAGAGGAACCUGCUGGUGUUCUUCGAUAUGGCCUACCAAGGCUUUGCCAGCGGAGACAUUGACCGUGACGCCUGGGCCGUUCGCUACUUCAUUGAACAGGGCCACAACAUCCUGCUGUCCCAGUCUUUUGCUAAGAACAUGGGACUGUACGGUGAGCGCGUGGGAGGCUUCACCAUCGUGUGCAACGACGCAGAAGAGGCAAAGAGGGUGGAGUCUCAGCUCAAGAUCCUCAUCAGGCCCAUUUACUCCAACCCCCCUAUGAACGGUGCUAGGAUCGCCGCGACCAUUCUCAACACGCCGGAUCUGCGCUCCAUCUGGCUGGAAGAGGUCCACACUAUGGCCAACCGCAUCAUUAAGAUGAGGGAACAGCUGGUGGCAGGUCUGAAAAAGAACGGCUCCACUCACAACUGGCAGCACGUCAUCGACCAGAUCGGGAUGUUCUGCUUCACAGGCCUCAAACCCGAACAGGUCGAGCGCCUGACAAAGGAGUUUUCAGUCUACAUGACCAAGGAUGGCAGAAUUUCCAUGGCAGGUGUUUCCUCUGGGAACGUGGGCUACUUGGCUGAAGGAAUCCACGCAGUCACCAAAUAG
This is a messenger RNA of Menidia menidia (Atlantic silverside), 1287 nucleotides long. NCBI's taxonomy places the organism in Eukaryota, Metazoa, Chordata, Actinopteri, Atheriniformes, Atherinopsidae. The record is from the annotation of a GenBank genome assembly.